AUGAAGACCGCUCUCGUCCUCGUCGCGUCUACCCUCGCCGGCAAGACUCUUGCAGGCGCUGGUAACCAGUCGCCGUCAUGCACUGAUAUCUCGUUCCCUGUCACCGUCACUGCAGCCAAUGCGAUCAUUCCCAUCACCACCCCUAUCACCUUUCAACAAGUCUCUGGUACUUACAAUAUCGCUGCGCGUUAUUGUGAGCCCCAGAACUUCGUUGAGUCGCGUGAAAAUACCCUCCAAGUGCUUGUCCAUGGCAUCACCUACACCCGCAACUACUGGUCUGGUGAUGGAACCCUAGAAACUUCGUAUGAUGGCGCCAUGUACAGCUGGAUCGAUUUCGCCUCCAAGCAAGGAUAUCCAACUCUUUCCAUUGAUCGUCUUGGCAAUGGUCUUUCCGAUCAUCCCGAUCCUGUAAAUGUCCUUCAGAGUCCUCUCCAAGUCGAAGUCAGCCAUCAAAUCAUUACCAUUGCCCGCAAUGGCAAUCUUCCAAUCUCGAAGAGUCGCAAGUUCGACAAGAUUGUCUAUGCUGGUCACUCUUAUGGCUCCGUCCUGGGUAAUGGUCUGACUGUCAAAUAUCCGAACGAUGCCGACGCAACUAUCCUGACAGGUCUUACCUCGAAGUACAACUUCGGCUUCAUCGAGUCUGUCUUCGUGCCAGCCGUAGUUCCAGCGUCGACAGUGAAUCCCAAGAAGUGGUCGACACUGAACUCUGGCUAUCUUGCAAUCGACAACAAGACUGCAUUCGAACUAGGCUUCUACUAUCCAGGUUACUUCGACCAAGGUCUCGUCGACCUCGAUUGGGAGAAUAGUGGAACAGUCGGAGAGGGCGAGCUGGAGUCCGCACUUGUAUUCGGCCCUGAGGUUGCCACAGGAUAUGUGAAUCCGAUCUUGGAUAUCACUGGUCAACAUGAUUCCCUCAUGUGUACCAAUCCUGAUCCAAUCACUGCUCGAACUCCUACUGGGCUCUGGCAAACAUACAACUGCGGAAAUGGGGACAAUUCGAGUCUCGCCGAAACCAAGAGCUUGUACCCUAACGCUGACUAUGAGUACUAUGCCCCUCUGGCUAGUGGUCAUUGUUUGAACUUCCACUACGAUGCUCAGCUUACUUUCGAUUAUGCCCACAAUUGGCUGAAUUGGAAUGGCUUUUAG
Molecule: messenger RNA, 1146 nt
Organism: Mollisia scopiformis
Lineage: Eukaryota; Fungi; Ascomycota; Leotiomycetes; Helotiales; Mollisiaceae
Exons: 5
Coding region: 1-1146 (381 amino acids)
Source: RefSeq, a predicted model, not a curated record